UUGGGUUGCAAGUGCUGUAAAACUCUUACGAAAAAAAAACCCCUCCCCUUUUUAUGGUCUCAGGAUGUGCGCAUCACGUUCAGUUUUCUGACGUCAUUUCCGCACGCACCGUGACGAACGCUCACUCGCACAACCGGAAGUGCCUUUGUAGAACGUCCUUCCUGUCUUGCUCACACUUGUCGUCUGUUCAUCACAAAAAGACAGACGGCAGAUAACGGAGAAUAACGGCAGUGGUGGCUCCGCACUAGAUCCCCUAGAUCUAGAUCAUAAAACAAGUUUGCAAUUUCCGACUGUUCCGGCCGUCAAGAAAGGUGAAGGUAUUUCUACAGCAAAGACCAAGGCACGCUCUCUCGUUGACUCACUCAGUACUCAGUGCUGUCUUCGUCACAGGUCGUUAUCACUCCUCCUGCCACUGAGAUACACUUCUUGGGGAAAGCUUCCUCGAACAACAAAAAUCCACAAAACAAUUAAAGUCCAGUGAGAAAAACCACAAACAAAACAAUAAACGUAAUUGAAAAACAAGAUAAAAAGCAAAAUAAUAAACACCCUUGAAAAAAACAACAGUUAAAGAAUAAAGUUUAACGUCCUUGGAAGAAUUCCCAAACAAAACAAUAAACGUCCUUGAAGAAACGUAACAAAAUAAUAAACGUCAUUGGAAAAACAAACAAAAACAACGCAAUAAAUGUCCUGGAAAAAACCCAAACAGAAUAGUAAACGUCCUGGAAAAAAACGAACGAUAAACGUCUAAGGAAAAACCCAAACAAAACCCCAAAAAAACAUCCGUCCUACGGUAAAAAAACAAAAAACAAAACAAAAGCAAAAACAACAUACUAUCUAAUUUGAAAGUGGAACCCACAUCCAUGGAGGAGGUGGAGGAGACGCUAGAGCUGCACCAGCUGGACAGCCUGGACUGUCCCUUCCACCAGCACCUGCUGCGAGCCCUGGGACAUCUGUGUGAGGACCUACAGGAGCUGGUGCAGCAGGCCGAGGGGCGGGGCCAGGAGGGGGAGGAGCUGGAGCUGCUCAAGGGCGGAGUUUGGGAGGUAGACGAGCUGAUCGAGAGAGGUCACGAGCUGAACUGCCGGAUUGGCUACAACGCCCUGGAGAGGAAGCUGGAGGAGACGUUUACCAGUACGGAGAAAUAUACCACCAUGGAGAGUGCCAGGUGCUUUAAAGGGAAAAGAUCACGGACCUGUUCGAGAACUACGAGAGAGACCGGGAACAUUACGUCAAGGAGCUUGACCUGUUUGCUGACGUCAGAAGGAUCAGAAUAUCGUCCUGGCUAGCAGCUCAGAUGGGCGGAGCCAGACGUUGGAAGCCCCGCCCACCAGGAGGCCGACUCUAGCUUGAGUGACGUGCCUGAUCCCGCCCUGGCCUUCUCCUCUAGUUCCUCCUCUCAGGACGAGGUCAAGGUCAUGACCUCUACGUGCGGGGACGUCCCAUCUGUUAUGGCACUGG
Molecule: messenger RNA, 1458 nt
Organism: Aplysia californica (California sea hare)
Lineage: Eukaryota; Metazoa; Mollusca; Gastropoda; Aplysiida; Aplysiidae
Source: RefSeq, a predicted model, not a curated record